AUGAUUUUAUAUAAAAAAAAAUCUUCACCUGUUAAGCAACAUGAAAUUCUUGAUUAUAAGGAUAUAGACUUAUUAAGAAAAUUCAUUUCUGACCAAGGAAAAAUUUUAUCUAGACGUUCAACAGGUCUUAGUGCAAAAAAACAGAAAAAACUAACAAAAUCUAUUAAAAGAGCACGUAUUCUUUCAUUACUCCCUUUUUUUAAUAGAGAUUAG
Messenger RNA from Chondrus crispus (carragheen), 213 nucleotides. The record is from the annotation of a RefSeq genome assembly. Lineage: Eukaryota; Rhodophyta; Florideophyceae; Gigartinales; Gigartinaceae.